This is a messenger RNA of Rhipicephalus microplus (southern cattle tick), 3638 nucleotides long. Its product is annotated as chitotriosidase-1. Gene Ontology annotation, cellular component: extracellular region. Gene Ontology annotation, molecular function: chitin binding; chitinase activity. The record is from RefSeq and is a predicted model, not a curated record. NCBI's taxonomy places the organism in Eukaryota, Metazoa, Arthropoda, Arachnida, Ixodida, Ixodidae. Gene Ontology annotation, biological process: chitin catabolic process; carbohydrate metabolic process.
CGUUUGGCGUCGAAAAACAAGUUUGCGUGUUUUGGCUACCUAGUGACCUUCAACUAUUGUCUAUUAUUGUCUGCGUCUUGAAACCAGCGAUGACGGCCAUGUCAAACAGGAACCAGGGUUUUCUGACCGUGUGUUACUAUAGAUGGGAUAAGGACAAGCUCAAGCCCGAUGAUCUCGACACAAGCUUGUGCACUCAUCUUAUUUUGGGGUUCACUGAGGUUGAAGACAGCAUACUCAGCAAAGGAUCCACAGAUGGGGACUCCUCCUAUCAAGCUGUUGCAAAUCUCAAAGCAAAUAAUCCUUCCUUGAAAGUCAUGCUCUCAGUGGGUGGAGGGGGCAAGUCGCGCUGUUUCCACGAAAUGGUGUCUGAUCCAUCAAAUACCGACAGAUUCGUUGCGUGUGUUGUGGAAACCCUGCGAAGAAACAACCUAGACGGCAUUGAUGUUGACUGGGAAUUUCCUAUGAAUAUUCGCAACGGCAAAGCCCAUUUCAGUAGGCUUUUGCAGAAAUUGCGAACUGCGUUCGACGAUGAAGCUGUUGCCUCGGGACGACCGAGACUGAUUCUAUCAGCGGCAGUUGCUGCACAAUCUGUGAUCGUCAACUUCUCUUACAGUGUUCGAGAGAUCGAGAGGUAUGUGGACUUCAUCAACCUCAUGACAUAUGACCUACACCUUUUCAAGUGGUAUUAUCCUUUCUCUGGGCACAACAGUCCUCUCCAUGGAAGGAGGAAAGAGCUUGGUUACUUUGCCACCCUGAAUAUCGCAUCUUCAGCUAAAUUGUGGGUUUCCAAAGGGAUGCCGAAGUCAAAAAUAGUUGUUGGUGUACCGACUUAUGGCUUGGUUUGGAGACUUGGUCAUCACAAGUGGCAUGGUGUUUCUUGCCUCACCUUGGGGAAAGCUACCGAAGGAGGGGGAUACAUCACUUACCCUGAGGUCUGCCAAGUUAUUGCAGAUGGAGGAAAAAGAAUAUUCGAUAAACAAUCGAAAGUUCCAUACGUGGUCAACAAGAAACACUGGAUAAGCUAUGAUGACAUCAACAGUGUUGAACUGAAGGCCAGGUGGAUCCUUUCAGAAGGCUAUGGAGGAAUAAUGACAUUUAGUCUCAAUUGUGAUGACUGCACUGGAGCAACUUCUCCGGAUGGUGUUCGGUUUCCUCUGCACAAGAAGAUCAAGGAGGUUGUAGAGCAAGAGUCAUCGCACUGAUGGUUAACCACGUGUUUUACACCAGGUGCAUCUGAAGUGCUGUUGGCUAAAAACUAUACACAAGCAUAUAUAUACUGCUAGUUUUUCUUGCUGAAUUGCAUUUAAAGGUAUUUGUGGUGCUGCUGCAUCUAGAUUUUUUUUUUACUACUGCAGGCCUGUGUCAACAACGAUAAAAAAGUGUGAAGCUGCAUGUGGUUGCAGCCUUGUUUUUUUCGAUGUGCGGGCUCUCACUCAGUUUAUUGGCCUGAGCUGAUGCACCACAAUUUUAAUCAAAAGCACUGUUUAUUCAUGACACACCAAGGCAUAAACUAGCUCAAAAUUUUUUGCACUUUCAUGUUAGAUGCUGGAGUUAGUACAAGGCUUUAAAACAUUUUCAUUUUAAUUUGUUAUUUCUGCAGUAGUUGGCAGCACAGAUAGGCUUUUCCCUGUGUUUAUUCUUGCAGUGGCAGCUGGGACAACUUGAAGUGAAGACAGAACCAAAAAGUGUCAUACUUUGGCACUACCUGAUGUUACAUGGGGCCAAGGUGAUAUGGUGGUGUCAUACAUGCUCCAUUUGUCUGCUGUAGUGUUGGGUUGUCCAAAAUGUAUCCUGCUAUAAGCCCACCCAUGCUACAUCUCACAUGACUCCUUCACAUUUACGCUGUAAAUAAUUAUGGACUGAAUUUUUGACAAAGCUUAAAAAAAAAAUUCAUUUAAGAAGCCUUUUCACCAAGGCCACUUGCCAACAAUGGGCCAUUUUUUGGGUCAUCGCUGUAGUUUAAUGCCAUGGCAGUUUUUUGGAAAAUAUAUAACUAUUUUUGGGAAACGUAAUUGGUAGUGCAGGCUACUCCAACAACUGCAGUGUAGUUUGACAAAAAAGAACUUGACACCCACAAUGGCCACAACAUAGCUCUUAAGAAACUACAGGUUGAAACUCGUUUUGAUAUGCUGUCCUUUGGAACAGGAAGCAUCCAACCAUACCUCAGUUUCUUUUUAUUGUUAAAGAUGGUGCUUUUUUUUAAAAAAUACCUGUGAAGUGCCUGUAAUUUCUAAAACAUUACUUUUUCUAUGGUCUGCAUUUCAGAUUAUGCAGAAAGCUUAAUGUAAUAUCUAAUAAUAGCCACCAAUAAGCCAGCUCUGCGUUUGGUAGUAAACUGCUAAAGAGCUGAAAUAUAAUUUAAUAAACAACUUUAUCGUUAUGGAGAACCAGGUGGCAUGCUAUAGUUGAAGGAACAUUUUCAAUGUAAUGUUAGCACACCAACCACUCUAACACUGAAUAAUUUAACAAACAAAUCCUCACAAGCAAGUCUGUUUGUAAAGAAAGAAAAAAAAACAAGAAUUGUUGCUUCAGUCUUAAUCACACCGAAAGAAAGAAAAAACAAGGAUUGUCGCUUCAGCCUUAUUCACACCUAGCAUUUCCUGCUUAUGAGGCACAAACUUGACUGUGCAAGCAUGACUGCAGUUGCCUAAUCUAUGCUUGUGCCUGAGGUUUUGGAAACAUUCAAAUAAUGUUGACCAGCCUAUUUUUGCUAAGGAAUAUGCUCUUUAUUAGGGGUAGUCAAGUUUCACCAUGCUACCCUCCCCCCUUCUCUCAUUGAUAAAGUUAAAAAAAAAAGCUUCGAAAAGAAAAAAUGAAAAUGAAGCGUUGACGUGCUUCUCAUGCCGGCUUGCCCUUGGUCCCCAGCUUUCCAGGGCUAAAAGGGUAGAACUGGACAAUUCUUAGAAUGUAACAUCAUUGGUCCUUAGCCAUUUUAAUCAUCAGACACGUGCAUGGCCAUAACCCUGAACUAUAAGCAAUGCCAGCACAGGUCAGACUGAGUAAAGGCAGACUUGGUACCCUCCUUUGAUGAGUAGGUGGCUGGCUGCCCCCGUGCGAAGAGACUGAUGUACAGUAAAAGUCGGGUUAUCCUGUGCAGAUCUGUGUUUUAUUUUUAAUUUUUAGGAAUUUUGAAGACGUGUUGGAUUAGGUGCUUACAUUCUUAAUUUCCAGAUGAAUGAAAUGUGCUUCCUGUAGCUGUUGCUACAUUAUGGAAUAAGUUUCUUGUUGUUGGAUCUGCACUAUGAUGUCUUUCAUUUCAUACUGUAGUAUUCAUGUAUGGAAUGAAUUCUUAAUGUGCUUUGCACCUCUUCUGAGCAUUUAGAGCUCAUUUGUUUAUGUGCUUGCAUGAGGUGCAUCAUACGUGGAAGAUCUUACACAUGGCCCAUAAUGUUGUCAUAUAUAACAGUAGCUUUUGCUAUUGCCUUACACUUGUGUGUUUGGUGAACUGCUCACUCAUCGCCUUGAUGCUGGAAAUUUUAUAACCUAUCUCCUACAUUCGUUAGCGAGCAUUCUCACUGACAAUAAGUAUAGCAUUGUUAUUGUAGUCUCAUAUACUCCUUUAUGUCCAAUGACAUGGAAGCUUCAACAUAGAUUUCUGUUCUUUAUGAAGACAUCAAACAAAGCUACAAAGGCCAGCU